AUGUCUGAGAGUACGAGUCCUAGUGUAUUAAGUUAUCUAAGACAAUAUAGAUUUCAAAAGAAACCUACCCCAGGUUCUAGCGGGGUUGUUACUGUUUCAGCAUCAUCAUCUGGCUCUCCAUCACAAAUUCGUAUGCCAGCACCAAGCACAGCAAAUAGAAAUGGACCUAUAGUAUAUAAAAGAAUUAGAAUCCAAGAUUCUGAUUCAGAUGACAACCCAUCACCGGCUAAGAAGGUUGUGGUGGAACUAACAACAGCAGUCAAAGAAAGAAGGUUCCGGAACAUGCUAGAAAUGUUCCCUGAUAUAUCUCCACUAUUUGUAAAGAACACUUUAGUGAAACAUGCUUGGAAUGAAGAGAGAUCUCGUGAUGAGCUCCUCAAGCACGAUCCAGAGAGUAAUGACAGAGCUUCAUCAUCCACAUUCUUUGCUUCCCGUCCGGGAUUUUCUGGACAGUUACCGAGAACCAAUGGUAUGAUAGUCAGAGUUACCAGCGGGCCCAGUGUGGGAGUUAGAAAACCAUUGGCUGCUAAAGGUGGGAGGGCGAGACGAGGUAGUAGCGGCAGUGAAGAUGAUGAUUACGGAGUUAGAAAGGGGAAAGACGAUAGAGUAUAUGACAGUGAGGAUUCCGACAAUGAAGUGACAGAUGAUCUUGUAGGUGAUAAACGAAAAGUAUUUGAGUUCCUUAACACAAGCAGUAUGAAUGAAUUGUCUUUACUAAGUGGCUGUUCUCAGAAGAAGGCGGAAGCUAUCAUGGCCCAAAGACCUUUUAAAGGCUGGGUUGAUAUGGUGGAAAAAUUCAAUAACAACAAGAUGUUGAGCACGGAUCUGUUAAAUUCUACACAAGAGUUACUAAGCACUAGGAAUAAUAUACAGCGUUUGAUGAAGAAGUGUGUGGGGCUCGCACAACAGUUGGAGUCCGCAGUGGCCGCUGGGGCUGGGAGGUUGAAACAACCUGGAAUACUAGACUCUAGUUUGAAGUUGGCACCAUAUCAGCUAGUAGGUUUGAACUGGUUGGCUGUUCUUCAUAAACAAGGAGUAUCAGGUAUACUGGCUGAUGAAAUGGGUCUCGGAAAAACAGUACAAGUUAUAGCAUUUCUAGCACACUUGAAGGAAACGGGCCAGGCUCGGGGAACACAUUUGAUUGUUGUACCCGCUAGUACAUUAGAUAAUUGGAGUAGUGAGUUGGCAAGGUGGUGCCCUUCACUUAGAGUUAGCAAGUACUAUGGAAACCCUGAGGAGAGGAGACAGCUGAGGAUAGAGUACUCUAGAGGAUUGGAUCAGAUAGAUAUCGUACUUACAACUUACACAAUGGUGUCCAGUUGCCCUGAAGAACGUAAAAUGUUUCGUAUAACACCAAUGCACUACGUGGUGUACGACGAGGCUCACAUGCUCAAGAACAUGUCCACACAGAGAUAUGAUAAUCUACUUAAAAUAAAGUCUAAGCAUCGCCUGUUGCUGACUGGGACGCCUCUCCAGAACAAUCUGGUGGAGUUAAUGUCUCUACUGUGCUUCGUAAUGCCUCACAUGUUCUCAGGGAACACUGAUGAUCUCAAGAAUCUGUUCCAGAAGAACGCGAAAGCAAAAACAACCAAAAAGACAAAUGGCAACACAGAUGACGAGGUACCAGCGUUCGAACAAAGUCAGAUAACUCAAGCUAAGAGGAUUAUGAAACCGUUUGUUCUGCGUCGGUUGAAACGUGACGUGUUACAAGAUUUACCUCAGAAGACGAAUCACACGGAACUGUGUCCCAUGUCUGAAAAACAACAAAGACAGUAUAAAGAACUUAUAGCCGGUUUCGCGGCUAAAGAUGGAACAAUCCACGCAACUACGGAACAAAGCGGCAUAUCAAUGAUGAUGGACAUGCGUAAACUGGCCAAUCAUCCCCUACUACUGCGAUAUCACUACGAUCAGCACACUACACGCAAGAUGGCAGCCCGUUUAGCGAGAGACCCAGACUACAAGGAGAAGAACGAACAAUAUCUAUUUGAAGAUCUCAUGUGCAUGUCAGACUUCCAAAUACAUCAACUCACUCAACAGUACUCUUGUAUUAGACAAUAUGCAGUGCCGGAUAGUUUAAUAGAAGAUUCCGGAAAGUUCCAAAAGUUAGAUUCAAUGCUGCCACAACUUCAAGCUGAAGGUCAUCGAGUGCUCAUCUUCAGUCAGUUCACGAUGAUGUUGGAUGUGAUCGAGCCUUACCUUAGAAUGAGGAACUAUAGGUACCUGCGGCUAGAUGGCAGCACUGCAGUCAAUGAAAGACAAGAUCUAAUUGAUCAGUACAAUUCCGAGGAUAUAUUUGUGUUCCUGUUGUCCACAAAGGCGGGUGGACUCGGCAUCAACCUGACUGCAGCGGACACUGUUAUUAUACAUGAUAUAGACUUUAAUCCAUAUAAUGACAAGCAGGCAGAAGACAGAUGUCACAGGAUGGGUCAGACUCGUCCAGUCACUAUCUACCGUUUGCUGAGCGCUGGCACCAUUGAAGAAGGCAUCUAUCAAGUUGCUCAGGAGAAACUUAACUUGGAGAAACACGUCACUGGCGCUGAUGAAAACGAAUCCACGGAGCAAAAGAAUGUCGUCCGCUUGUUGUCAGCGGCGUUGGGUCUGACGUCACCGAAUAAAUGA
This is a messenger RNA of Danaus chrysippus (African queen), 2619 nucleotides long. Lineage: Eukaryota; Metazoa; Arthropoda; Insecta; Lepidoptera; Nymphalidae. The record is from the annotation of a GenBank genome assembly.